CGGAUACAAUGGAUUCGUAUCCGAACAUGGCGCCGCCAUUGCCGCCGGGGCCGGUCGAGCUGCUGCGCAACGCUGCGGUCGCGCUCUAUCCAUCGCCGCCGGCGUCCUCCAGCUUGCUCACGGCGCUGCAGCAGGAAGGUCGACCAGCGGUCGUCGUCGGCGUGCUCGGCGCCGACGCCGACGCCACGGCUCGCUUUGCCAACCGGCUCCUCGGGCGCUACGUCUUUGCCGAUACGAGCGACUACGAUGCACAGACGACCAAAGUGCAUGGCAGCGACGUGCGUCUCUACUACGACCACGAGCGCCACCUCGCCGUGAUGCUCGGCGUGUACCACUACCCGCUUGGCCAGCCACGGGCCGACGUGGACGUUGAUCGUGCCAAGCUGCACCUUCUCUUCUUCACGAGCUGCCACGUGUUGUACAUGGUCAAGGACGAAGCACGGGUGAGCACGAGCCAGACGCGCUUGUACCGGACGCUAUCGCAAGCCAAGCACCAGCUUCUCCAGCUUCUGCGAGCACAUGCCAAGAAGACGCAUGCACCGCUCUCGACGUCGGCGUUUGCGCCCGGGCGGCUCGUGCCCAUCCUCUCGUACGUCUUUCCGCUGCCGCCCGAGCUUGCCGUGCGCUCCAACAAAGGUCGGUCUGCGAUGAUGACGUUCUGCAAGGCGAUGGAGGCGCGUGUGACCGCGACGAUCAAGCCACUGCGCAACCACGUCGUCGGCUCCGUUCGCAUCAAGGACGUGCCGGGGCAAGCUGCCGGGAAGGAGCGGCGGCUCUUUGUCCUUGAUUCAUCGCACACGGUCGUUGCUGUCUCACGCAAGGUCGCGACCACCGAUUGCAACUUGCUCGAUCGCAUGGCGGCGGUGCUCGACCUCGCGCAAGAUGCGAGCCUUCCGCCCAAGCAGCUCUUGCAGCCGCUUGACGACGAAGACUCGAUCGGAGUCCCGCACGCGAUCCAGUACAUUUCCAAGGCCCUCGACAGCUUUUUGCACGAGCACAGCUACGACGACGGCGUCUUGGCCCUCGGCGCGUGGCUGCAGCACGUGCAGUUGCUUCUCCAGUGGAUCUUCAUCGAGAAUGCGGUCUUUACUUCGCCGCACGUGGACGCUGCGGUCGACGACGCUUCCAGCGACGCGCUGUCGCUCUACGAGUCGCUGGACAUCACGGGCACCUUUGCCCACGACCUGUGUGCGCGGGAGUAUGGACCGGCCGUGAAGCGCUACGUGGCCGAGCGGCCCGACGCAUGCAAUCGCAGCGUCCAUGCCGCCCGCGUCGAGAGAACACUCGCCGAAUUUGCGCGCUGCGUCGGCCGCACCAAUGCGUUUGCAAAAGAAUUUGCAAAGAACAUUCGAGACGCGUGCGACGCCGAGUGGCGCUCGAAUGGCCGGCGGCUCUGUGACGCAGUGAGCAUCGCCAACCAGCCGUGCACCGUCGUGCUCCGCGACGAUGACGACGAAGCUGAUCAUGCGCACACGAGUGGCGUGUAUCUGCAUGUGGCGUGUCAAUGCGGCCUCUCGCUGCACCGAAUGCCCGACGUCUUCUCCGCAAGCAGCAAUGCGGAUCCGCGCUGGCGACUUGCGUGUUGCCGCAGUCACACGCUGUUGCAAGCAGCGUCGGGCGCGACGUUGAUGGACAUGGGCGAGUGCCAUCUGUACGACCCGGUCGAAGGUUUCGCCUUGACCAUGGACGGCUUUGUGCCCAAGUUCGGCUGUCUCUCGGCUUGGUACCGAGACGCUUCGGGUCGCCGCUCCAAGAAGGCGACUAAACCGUCGAUGAAGGAGGCGACCGAACAGCUCGUCGCGCAUGCUGGCAUGGAGUACGAGUGCGCCAUGGGCCACCGCUUCUUCUUUACUACGUCGGCGGCGUCGCUGCACGACACGGUCUGGCCUGGCUGCGACAUGGCCGUGUACGUGCAGUGCUUUCAGUGUGCUGUGGGGAGUGCCAAGCCCGUCGAACACGCGCAGCUGCGUCGCGUGUACGUCGUCUCGGCCCGCGUUCUGAGCUUGCAUUUGACCAUCAAGAUGGACGAGACGGAGCAAGUGGUCUUUGGCUUCGAGUAUGCCUCACUGCCCAGUGGCCGGACGCUCUGCUGCGCGCUGCCGUACGUGUUUUCGGCGGGGGACGCGGGUCCGCUGCGCCACGGAGCGAGUCUCAAGCUGCACAGCCAAGUGCUUUCGUUGAUGCUACCAUAGUCGACACGAGUCAUUGUAUGCGUUACUUAGUUAGUCGAAUCGGCAGCGCUGGGCGGUCGUGCAGCUGGCCGGCACGUCAAAGAGCGGCGCGGCGACUGUGCCAGUGGUAAAGUUGGCGUAGACCAUCGAGAUCAUCUUGCCCGCCGUGAUGCGCUUCCCGAGCGGUGACUUGGGAAUGUAGUCCCAGCGCAGGGGUAGUCCGUGGACGUCGACCCAAAACAAACUUGUUUCUUCCGGGUCCGCC
This is a messenger RNA of Saprolegnia diclina VS20, 2436 nucleotides long. RefSeq lists its product as hypothetical. Lineage: Eukaryota; Oomycota; Saprolegniomycetes; Saprolegniales; Saprolegniaceae. The record is from RefSeq and is a predicted model, not a curated record. Bases 9 to 2192 code for a protein of 727 amino acids. The transcript has 9 exons. Gene Ontology annotation, biological process: nuclear-transcribed mRNA catabolic process, nonsense-mediated decay.